AUGGAUAGUGAGGAUAAUGUGGAUAGGAGAUUCCAGCAGAGGAAAGGGGAUAGUAUUCUGAAUUGCCCUUCUUCUGGGAUUGUUACGAAUUUGAUAUACGAAAAGGUUCAGGGAACGGGAAUGAGUUCAGAAUCCAUGUUCAAGUUGAGAAAUGGGGUAGACCCUUUUUAUGGUUCGGGUUGGGAUACCAUUGUUUCAUUGAAUCCGAGUGGGAAUUUCAGAGGUCCUUCGGUUGUCCCUCCAAAUGAGUUUCCCCAUUCAAAUUAUUCUGUUGUGCUGGAAAAUCAAACCGUUAAUUUCCCAUCUGAGUCGGGUUUAGUCGAUAUGAUGCCAAAGAUUCCGAGUUUUGGAAGUGGAAGCUACUCAGAAAUAGUCAGUUCUUUCCCGAUGCCCGAAUGUGGCCCAAUUACUGAAACGAUACGGCAUCCAAAUUAUGCUCAAAACGAAGUUAGCGGAGUUGAGAUGGCCUUAAAGAACGUUUCAGAUUCUCAGGAGCAUUGCCAAAAUUCAGAAGAUGGAGUUGUGGGAGUUUCACCUAAUGGAAAGAGGAAAAGAAAAGCAUCAAUGGGAGCUUCACCUAAGAAUAUUGAAGUUGAACACCAGAAGGAUCCACCCAAGGACAUCUCUGAAUUCCCAAAUGAAGAUGAUGAUAAGAAACAGAAAUUUGAACAAAAUGUUGGUACAAAUUUGCGCAAUAAGCAAGCGGUUAAACAAGCAAAGGAUAAUUCUACUACUGCAGAACCUUCUAAAGAAAAUUACAUACAUGUAAGAGCCAAAAGGGGACAGGCAACAAAUAGUCAUAGCCUUGCAGAAAGGGUGAGAAGAGAGAGGAUUAGUGAAAGAAUGAGAUUGCUGCAAGAAUUGGUUCCUGGCUGCAACAAGAUCACUGGGAAAGCGGUGAUGCUUGAUGAGAUUAUAAACUAUGUGCAAUCUCUGCAACAGCAGGUUGAGUUUUUGUCAAUGAAACUUGCAACUGUAAAUCCAGAAUUGGACGCAGAUAUAGAUCGGAUUUUAUCCAAAGAUAUACCUCAAUUUCGAGGGAACAAUCCAGCUGCUCUCGGAAUUAGUUCUGGAUUGAGUUCGUCUCAUCCUUUCCAGGGAUUUUCCCCAGGAACUUUUGGUGUCCCAGGUGCUAAUCCUCCAUAUCAUCCCUUACCUCAGGCUUUGUGGAACAAUGAUCUUCAAAGUAUUCUCCAAAUGGGAUUUGAUGCUAAUCCCCCGGCCAGCAAUUUGGGACCAAAUGGACUGUCGAAAAUGGAGCUAUAG
Messenger RNA from Fraxinus pennsylvanica, 1266 nucleotides. NCBI's taxonomy places the organism in Eukaryota, Viridiplantae, Streptophyta, Magnoliopsida, Lamiales, Oleaceae. The record is from the annotation of a GenBank genome assembly.